Messenger RNA from Colletes gigas, 4779 nucleotides. It is a transcript of the gene Vinc, whose product is annotated as vinculin. Gene Ontology annotation, cellular component: actin cytoskeleton. The record is from RefSeq and is a predicted model, not a curated record. The transcript has 20 exons. NCBI's taxonomy places the organism in Eukaryota, Metazoa, Arthropoda, Insecta, Hymenoptera, Colletidae. Bases 227 to 3382 code for a protein of 1051 amino acids. Gene Ontology annotation, biological process: cell adhesion. Gene Ontology annotation, molecular function: actin filament binding; structural molecule activity.
AUUCACAGCCAGAAAUACAUUCUUGCCGUUGCACGGAUCACCGUGAUUCGAUCACGUCGUUCGUAUUGUUUCGUAUUGUUUUCACUGUGAAUUAUUUUUGGAUUAUCUGAUGUGUUGUUGAUGUUUUCUCGCGAAGCUUCUUCGUUGCGUUCUCAACGAAAAUUUGUUCGUGUAAAUACAAUCGAAUAGUCAGUAUUUCCACAUUUUCGUAAGAAAAGUCAUCAAGAUGCCGGUAUUUCAUACGAAAACUAUAGAAAGUAUUCUUGAGCCUGUAGCACAGCAGGUUUCGAGGCUUGUUAUUUUACAUGAAGAAGCUGAAGAUGGAAAUGCAAUGCCUGAUUUGGGUAGACCUGUACAAGCAGUUAGUAUGGCUGUGGCAAAUCUUGUGAAGGUUGGGAAAGAAACAAUAAAUUCUUCUGACGAUGCAUUGCUUAAACAAGAUAUGCCUGGUGCAUUACAACGCGUUGAAGGUGCUUCUCGAUUGUUGGAAGAAGCAUCGGCUAUGUUAAAACAAGAUCCAUAUUCUGGACCAGCUAGAAAAAAGCUUAUAGAAGGUUCUCGCGGUAUCCUUCAAGGAACUAGUUCGUUGUUGCUUUGUUUCGAUGAAAGUGAAGUACGCAAAAUUAUCAGAGAAUGUAAAAGAGUAUUAGAUUAUUUGGCAGUAACCGAAGUUAUUGAAACAAUGGAGGAUUUAGUUCAUUUUCUUAAGAAUUUAAGCCCUUGUCUCAGUAAAGUAUCGAAAGAAGUAAGUGCCCGCGAGAAAGAGCUGACUCAUCAAGUGCAUAGAGAGAUUCUUGUACGCUGUUUGGAGCAAGUGAAAACACUUGCGCCAAUUCUUAUCUGCUCUAUGAAAAUUUUCAUCCAUAUUAUCUCUCAAGGGGGCAAGGGAGCAGAAGAGGCAGCAGAAAAUAGGAACUAUCUGUCCAGUAGAAUGUCAGAUGAAUUAAAUGAAAUUAUCAGAGUGUUACAGUUGACAACAUAUGAUGAAGAAGAGUGGGAUGCUGAUCAGUUAACAGUUCUGAAGAAGGCACAGAGUGCUAUAGAAUCCCGAAUACGGGCUGCUUAUGAUUGGUUGGAUGAUGGACUUGCUUUGCGCGGUGGAGUAGGAGAAAAGAGUCUCCGUCAAAUAGUUGAACAAGCGCAACGUUUAGCAGAAAGAUAUCUUCCUCCGUCUCAAGCAGAGCCAUUGAAUAAAUUAACUUCAGAAAUUGUUACUAUGACCAACGCUCUUUGCGAAUUGCGACAAAAUGAAAGAGAAACCACGCCACAAGCGGAAGUGUUAGCACGUGGUAUUAAAGAGAAGAUGAACGAGCUUCGCAGUUCUAUUGCCUGCGCUAUAGAAGCUGCUGAUAAAUCUGGAACCACACAAACCGCGCAUACGGUUGCAGGCCGUUUAGAACAAGCCAACAAAUGGCUUCUGAAUCCUCAACACGAUGACAAAGGACUUGGCCAAAGGGCUAUAGCAUUGAUUAUACACGAAGGAAAGAAGGUUGCCGAGGGUUUGCCAGGCAUACAUAAAGCAGAGAUUCUGCAACUAUGCGACGAAGUCGACAAUCUUUCUCAUCAGCUUGGUGAUCUAUGCGCCCAUGGUCAAGGAAAUACACCUCGCGCUCAAGAUAUCGCCCGUCAAUUAUCGCAUAAACUGUAUGAGUUGAAAAAUAGAAUACAACAGGCAGUUGUAUCCAGGGUGGUUGAAGAUUUUAUCGACAUAACAACUCCUCUGAAACAAUUUACGGAUGCUGUAUUAGCUCCAGAGGGCACUCCAGGACGCGAUCAAAACUUCAAUGAUAAAACACAUGCCCUUCAAACAUUCUCUAACAGAGCAGCAAAGACAGCCAGAAUGGUGGCUGCUGGCGGAAGCGGGGGAAACAAGAAAUUAGCGGAAGCAUUGACUGCAAGUGCUUCGCAAGUUGAAUCAUUAACGCCGCAAUUGAUUAACGCUGGACGAAUUCGCAUGACGUAUCCAGAUAGUAAAGCAGCGGACGAACAUUUUGAAAAUUUGCGCCAACAGUUUGCGGAAACGAUGCAAAGGGCACGAGCAUUAUGCGACGAAGCAACAGACAGUGGAGAUUUUAUUAGAACCUCCGAGGAACAAAUGCAGAAACAUUCAUUCCUCUGCGAAGAGGCUAUUGCCAAGAGUCAUCCGCAAAAAAUGGUUGACAAUACGGCUGCUAUUGCCAGAUUGGCUAAUCGUGUGAUACUUGUAGCGAAACAAGAAAGCGAUAAUAGCGAAGAUCCUGCGUUUAUUCAAAGGGUGAACCAUGCUACGGAUAUUCUUCAAAAUAGUGUAGCGCCAAUGGUUCAAGAUGCUAAAUUGGUUGCAAUUAACAUCAACGACAGUAAUGCUGUUUCCCGUUGGAGGGAAAGCAAUCGUGCACUCUUGGCUAACGUUGGACAAGUUCGUAAGGCUAUUGUAAUUCAACCUGAUGUCAUACCCCCGCCAGAAGUAUCGCAAUUACAUCUAAAUGAUGACAAACAAUUGCCAAGCCGUCAAUAUAAUUACUUCACAGACAAAGUUGGCGAGCCUUUAAGAAAUCAGCCAUCGCCAAGCAAUUUAUGUGUCAUCAGUCCUAGUCUGAAUACAAAUAAACCCCAACGUCGCUCUUUCAGCCCAUUACCAAAGUGGGCGCGUGAAGGAGAUAACCCUGAUCUCCUAUAUCAAGAACUGGCUUCUGACAACGAGUUAGAAAAAUCAGUUCACAAUGGAGGCUAUUAUUGCAAUUAUGACAAUAAUGAUGAAGUUGCUCCACCGCGUCCGCCACUGCCUGGUGGAGAUAUUCCACCCCCUCGUCCUCCACCCCCAGAAACAGACGACGAAGACGAAAUGUUUAUGCACGCGCCGCAACCUAAUCAGCCCAUAAUGAUGGCCGCCCAUGGAUUACACCAAGAAGUACGACAAUGGUCGAGCAAGGAUAACGAGAUCAUUGCUGCUGCGAAAAAGAUGGCCAUUUUGAUGGGUAGAUUGUCAGGUUUGGUCAGAGGAGAAGGCGGCAACAAAAGAGAUUUAAUAGCUUGCGCUAAAGCCAUUGCGGAAGCUUCUCAGGAAGUGACACGUUUAGCGAAGGAACUUGCCAGGGAAUGUACCGACAAACGUAUUCGUACCAACCUCCUCCAAGUCUGCGAACGUAUACCUACCAUAGGUACCCAGUUGAAGAUACUAUCAACUGUAAAAGCUACAAUGUUAGGUGCACAAGACGAAUUGAUCGGGUGCAGUACGGAAGAAGAUCAAGAAGCAACGGACAUGCUUGUCGGAAAUGCUCAGAAUCUUAUGCAAAGUGUGAAGGAAACCGUUCGUGCAGCCGAGUGUGCGAGCAUAAAAAUACGCACUGCCUCCGGUAUGAAGUUACGUUGGGUGCGACGUCAACCAUGGUACCAAUACUGAAUUACGUUUUGCAAUAACGAAAAUGAAUUAGAACAAAUAGGUAAGACUUCCUAACAACAAAAUAUAAUCAAUUAUACAUGAUAUAUUUAAAAAAAACGUGUUCUAAUAAGGAACAACAUUCAGGUGUUUAAAAUUAAUUUAAUUUAUUUUGAUCUCUCUAUAGAUAUAUCCAACAAUUUAUACAUAUUUUUCUUAUUUUUUUAAUUUUUUUUUUUUUAUCUGUUAAAAUAUUGAAAUACCGAGAAAUGAAACUUGCAAAGUAAUGGAUUUUAUUUUCAUAAAGAACGUAAUACGUAUCGACGUAUUAUUAGGUAAGAUUAAAUCUGUUCUAUGCAUCUGAGUUUUGAUCCUUGUAAGUAAUAACCCAUAUAUAUAUAUAUAUUUAUAAACGUACUGACAAUUAAUAUAUUCAUUGCAUAAAAUUUAUAGUUUGUAACUUGCAAAACGAGCUAGUGAUUAAUAUUAGAAAGGUACUUCACGCGAAUUGGGAAACAUAUCUCAAUUGUUGGAAUAUAAUCUAAAAGUAUUUUCAGACGAUGUAUUUCGAAGCCUAUCUCUCUCAAUCUAAUUAAAAAAAAUAAAAAUUAAGUAGAGACGAUAGAGCUUAUGCCUUAUACGAAUUACCAAGGUUGCUAUAAUAUUUGUGCGUGUAUGGACAGUAAGUGUACUUCGUAUCUAAUAUCGACCUAACAUCGGCACAAUUACUAGAGCAAAAAAUUGUUAUCUAUAUUUAUGAAAAAAUGCAACUGAUCCAGGAUAGUACGAUGUAUUUUUACAAAAUCGAAAUGCGCGAAUAUAAUUUUAAUAGAUGCUAUUUACCGCAAUAUACACGUAUAGAUCUUAACAUGCAAUACUAUCGAUAAGGAAAUCUAUUUUUAUAAGUUUUAUCUAAUCGUCCCUUUUUAGAGAAUUUAUAUAGUUGUCUUUGUAAUCUUAAUUUUUUUUUUUUUUUUUUCAAACUGGUGCUAAUAUGCGUGCAAUAUAAAUACGAAAUAUUGCGAGAUAACAUGAGAGUGAGCAAUAUUAAACCAAAUAUGUGGAAUCAAUUUAAUAAUGUAAUGUUAAAAAUUGUAGAUUAAAUACUAGUACGAAAGAUACUAUGUAACACAAAGUUGGAAUAUUUGUAAUAUGUAAUAUUAACCCUAUUAAUAUUAUUGACGCUUAUAGGUGUUCGACAAAGUCGGUCACCGUAUGCUAGUAUUCCUCAAACUGUAAUCUAAGAUGUCUCGUUGGUUCAUAAACUGUCAGAAAAAAAAAAUGACGGUAUUAUACAACUAAUUAAAUUUUUAAAGUCUGAGAAAUACUGGCAUAUACUACCGACGUUCAGUUUAUUAGUGCAUUGCGCGCGGUAUAAAUUCACAAGACACUGUGACCACUUUGCGCGUCAAAGUCUUCUG